Molecule: messenger RNA, 1700 nt
Organism: Closterium sp. Naga37s-1
Lineage: Eukaryota; Viridiplantae; Streptophyta; Zygnematophyceae; Desmidiales; Closteriaceae
Source: the annotation of a GenBank genome assembly
AAGAGGUGGCAGCCGCAGCAGCAGCAGGAAGUGGGUGGAGUGAGGAGGAAGUUUUGCUAUUGCUAGAGGGGAUUGAGAUGUUUGGGGAUAGUUGGGAGAAGGUGGCUGGGCAUGUGAAGACGAAAGACCGGGCGCAAUGUCUGGCCUACUUUGUCCGCAUGCCCAUGGGUGACUCGUUUGAAUCGUUCAGUGCGCCUCCUGCUUCAGUCACACCUGUCCCAGAAGCUCCUUCCUCUGCCACAGCUGCUGCUGCUGCUGCUGCUGCUGCUGCUGCCCCUGAGAGGAGUGAGGGAGGUGAGAAGGGAGGGGAGGGGAGCGAUGGAGGCGGGGUGGGUGAAAAGAAGGGUGACGUGGAAAUGCAAGAUGCUGACGUGGGAGAAGAUACAGCAGCUGAAAAGGCAGAGGAGGCUGGUACAGAGGCCAAGGCCGUAGAGAAAGACCUGUCAAGAAGAGGCACGAAGAGAAAGGGAUCGGAUUCAGAGCAGCCUCCGAAGGUAACAGUAAUGGGUCUGGACGAGCCCAUUCCGUUUGGCGACAGUGGUAACCCUAUCAUGGCUCAGGUGGCGUUUAUAUCUGGUGUGGCUGGGCCUCGUGUGGCUGCUGCUGCUGCUCAGGCCGCUUUGGCCGCGCUUGUGUUUGAAGACCCGUCUGCCCUGGCUGAGUUGCAUCAGACUGCUGCUGAGGAAGAGGCGAGGGCAGUGGCAGCAGAGGAAGAGGCAAGGGCAGGGGCUGCAGAGCAAAAGGCAACAGACGCAGCAGCAGCAGCAGCAGCAGCAGAGCAUGAGGGUCACGUUAAAGGGGAUGAUGUUAAAGGGGGUGCUGUUAAAGGGGAGGAGAGUGUGAAAGGGGAUGCCGAAGCUACUGAGGAUAAGGGACAGGCACAAGUGGAGAGAGGAGGAGAGGAGAAAGAAGGACAGAAAGAGGUGGGGGCUGGGGAAGUGAGUAAGAAAGAAAGUGAUGGUGGUCAGGAUGGUACGGAUGAUAGGGAUGGUAGAGAUGGUGGGGAUGGUGGGGAUGGUGGUGCAACUGGCAUGGACGUUGAUUGUGGUAAGGAAGUGAGCAAGGGUGACGAGGAUGUGAAGGGAGGAGGCGAUGUUGAACGAGAGGAGAAGAGGAGUGAAGGCGCGGGUGUGAAGGCCGAACAGGAUGCAGAAAAGGCUAUGUCAAAGGAAGCAGGAGGAGCAGUGCCAGCGCCAGCACACACAGGAGCAACAGCAGCGGGAGGAGCAGCAGCAGCAGGGGGAGCAGCCGCAGCAGCAGCAGGGGAAGGGGACUCUAAGGCCCCUCAACGCCGCGUUCCCUCUCUGAGUGACGUGCCGUCAGCCCUGCGGAUCCGAGCGGCUGCAGCCACGGCCAUGGCUGCUGCAGCUGUGAAGGCAAGACUCAUGGCGGAGGAGGAGGAGCGCGAGAUGCGAGGAGUCAUGGCUGAGCUGGUGGCGAAACAGUGUCUGAAGCUGGAGAAGAAGAUGCUUCAGUUUGAGAGGCUGGAGCAGCUGAUGGCACGGGAGAGAGUGAGCAUCGACAGGCAGAGGGCAGCGCUGUUCGAAGAGAGGAUGAGGCUCGUCAGGGAGAGAGCUGCUAUUCGUAAUGCUGCUGCUGCUGGUAUUGGUGGUGGUGGUGGUGCCGCUGGUGGUGCUGGUGGCUUUGGUGGUUUUGCUGGUGGUGUUGCUGGUGGUGUGGCAACUGACGGUGCCGGUUAA